AUGGUAUGCACGGGCGGGGGGUCGAAGAGCGGGUCGAAGACGAAUCUGAACGAGUCGACGGUGCCGCUGCUGGAGGAGGGGGGGAAGGUGGAGGACGAGAAGGAGAGCAUCGAGCUGAAGGAGAAGGACCCCGAGGGCGGAGAUUCCAAGGAGGAGAACGAGGAAGGGGGGAAGGGGAAGAAGAAGAAGAAGAAGGACAAGGAGAAGAAGGAAAAGAAGGAGAAGGAUGAGAAGUGCAAGAGAUAUCGGUUCACGAAGCCGAACAUCGUGAACAGCCUCACCAUCGGUCUCAACAUGCUGGAUCGGGACGACCGCAAGAUCAACGAUGCCGUCAACGUGAGCUUCGAGGACGUGUUGGGGGAGCCGGACGCCUCGCACGGCCUGGGGGCCAUGUGGAAGCUGGUCUACAUCACCUUCAACUUCACGAAGCGCUGGAUCUAUACCAUCUUGGGGGCGCUGCUGGGGUUCCCGCUGGCUCUCAUCUGGGGGGUCGUCUUCGCCAUCGUCUGCUUCCUGCACAUCUGGAUCAUCUCGCCCGUGCUCAGGCUCUUGGACGUCUUCUUUAACAUCGUUCGCAAGGCGAGUUUUCUUUGUUGGUUGGGCUGGGGCGUGCGACGCGGUUUUUUUUUUGAGAUGGUGUGCGGUGAUGAGGGAAAGAUGGGGGCUGGUUUAAAAGUGAAUUAUGGCCGGCGAUGGGUGUGGUGA
This is a messenger RNA of Darwinula stevensoni, 705 nucleotides long. Lineage: Eukaryota; Metazoa; Arthropoda; Ostracoda; Podocopida; Darwinulidae. The record is from the annotation of a GenBank genome assembly.